Glossina fuscipes is the source of this 1240-nucleotide messenger RNA. Its product is annotated as nucleoside diphosphate-linked moiety X motif 19-like. The record is from RefSeq and is a predicted model, not a curated record. The coding region runs from base 54 to 1112 and encodes 352 amino acids. Gene Ontology annotation, molecular function: hydrolase activity, acting on acid anhydrides, in phosphorus-containing anhydrides. The transcript has 5 exons. Lineage: Eukaryota; Metazoa; Arthropoda; Insecta; Diptera; Glossinidae. Gene Ontology annotation, cellular component: mitochondrion.
UAUUAUCAAAUUGUGCCGUUUGAUAAGAUAAAAUAUAUUUCCAAUUUUAGCAAAUGGCCAAGCAAUUAAACUUUCGUACGUCUGCUAGUUUAAUUUUAUUAGCUAAGGAUAAAUUAAAGCCGAAGGGACCAGCUGAUUAUAAAACUUUGCUAUUCAAUCGUCAUGAGAAAUCAACCUUCAUGCCAAAUUCUGCCGUAUUUCCUGGCGGGGUAAGUGAAACGACGGAUGAGUCUCCUUUAUGGUAUCAACACUUUCAAAAAUUCGGCGUAACUAAGGAACAAUUAGACACAACAUACGCAUUUAAAGGUGCACGUACAGGAAUUUAUAAAAACGAAAAUCCUAACCUUCUUAAAAGAGAAUUGUCACUACGCAUAACUGCUAUUCGAGAGACUUUCGAAGAGGUGGGAAUAAUGUUAUGCCUCGAUACAAAUUCUUUGCGAGAAAGCCACCAUAAAAUUUAUGGUGCCUUUAAGGAAGAUUUUGAUCGUCGGUAUUGGCAGAAGGUGGUGCACGGUGACGCUUCAAAAUUUCUUACUCUUUGCGAAGAGCUGAAAAUCGUACCUGAUCUAUGGAGUUUGCACGAAUGGUCCAAUUGGUUUACGCCAUCAACAUUUAAGAAACGAUUUGAUACAGCCUUUUUCAUGGUAGCUUUAGAGAACGUUCCAGAAUUGUUAAUCGAACCUAAUGAAGUCAAAGACUAUGCGUGGAAAACGCCUUUAGAUUUUCUAAAAGCUUAUCACCGAAAAGAAUGCUGGCUUCCGCCGCCACAAAUUUAUGAACUCUCACGCUGCUUAAAUUUUAACGAGCUAUCGCAGAUCAUCGCUUAUGCUCGACAGCAUGCGAACAAGGGAUCGAUUGUUACUUUACCUGUACUCUAUAAGUGUACCGAUGGUCAAGUAAGUUUAUUGCCUGGUGAUCAAAUGUAUCCAACCGAUCCUUAUCUGAGCCAAUGUGCGAUCGCUACUGACAAAAGUAUAGAAGCAUUUCGUAGAAACGUUCAACAUUUGCAUCGUAUUGAAUUUUUUGGUUCCCACGAUGUUGUAAUACGUAUGAAUAUCGAACCAUUUGUUGGGCACGUGCGUCCAGUUAAUGCUAAUCCGAGACGUGAAUGAAAACAAAAAAUAUCCAAAUCUAAUUUAAUCAAAAUGCAUUUAAUUAUUAGUUUUUUAAUGUGAAUAAAACAUCAGACUGCAAAGUCUAUAAGUUCGAAAGUCAAGCAAGGUUUUAAGAAUUUGUCUAU